Priapulus caudatus is the source of this 1430-nucleotide messenger RNA. RefSeq names its product allatostatin-A receptor-like. Gene Ontology annotation, molecular function: G protein-coupled receptor activity. The coding region runs from base 369 to 1430 and encodes 353 amino acids. The record is from RefSeq and is a predicted model, not a curated record. Lineage: Eukaryota; Metazoa; Priapulida; Priapulimorpha; Priapulimorphida; Priapulidae. Gene Ontology annotation, cellular component: plasma membrane. The transcript has a single exon. Gene Ontology annotation, biological process: G protein-coupled receptor signaling pathway.
UCGAAUCACUUCGACCAUAGUUCAGGGGUCACUCUGAACAAGACGAGGAAGAACAUACUGAGAAUAGUGAAGAACGAUUACGAAUAAUAUCGAUAACAGAGUGAACAACUGAGAUGAACAACGUUUAGAAUACGGUGAACAAUGUAAACUAGCGACAUUUGAAAUAUCGUGAACAACACGAGCCAAACAACGUGGAACAAACAGCACUCGGAACAACGCGAGACAAACAACAGUGUAAACAACGCGAGAGGAACAACAGUGUGAACAGCGAGAGACGAACAACACUCGGAACAACCUCGCGCACGCACGCACGCAUACACAUAAACGCACGCACGAACACAUAUACAAACACACGCACGCACGCCACCAUGUCGCCGAGCCUGCCCGGUCCGCACGACUUCGACUCGGAGCACCUGCUGUCGUUCAAUGUGUCCGACUACGGCAAGCUGCGCGACAUGCUCGAGUCGCAGCAGCUGUCGGUGCCGAUCACGUGCGCCGUCAUCAUCCUGCUCGGCGUCGUCGGCAACGUGCUGGUCGUCGUCAGCGCGCUGCGCACGGCCGACAUGCGCACGAGCACCAACCUACUCAUCGCCAACAUCGGCGUCGCUGACUGCCUCUUCUGCAUCUUCUGCUGUCUGCCGGACGCCGUGCGCUAUCACCUGUGGCACUGGCCGUUCGGCUGGGGCAUGUGUAAGGUGAUGUACUUCUUCGCGUCGGUGACGCUCUACAUGCGCAUCUACACGCUGCUGCUGCUCAGCCUCGAGCGCAUGCUGACGCUCAUGCACCCGGACGUGAACCGACGCGCGAUGUACCUGAUCAUCGUGGGCGUGCUCUGGAUGGUGCUCUGCCUGAACAGCCUCUUCGGACCGAUCGUGUCCGUCGUCGUCGAGGUGUUUUACCCGUGGGAGGGCGUCGCCUACGACUGGUGCGUGCUCAUGGGCGACACGUUCAACGAGUUCUGGUGGGGCAUGUUCAUCUUCUCCUUCAUGCUGCCGCUCGUCGCCGUCUACCUGAUCUUCGCCGUCAUGGCGUACCGCUACUGCUUCGGCUACUCGCUCAGCCGCUCGAUGCGCGACAUACCCGACGCAAAGUCGACGACGGUCGUCGUCUUUCUCGUCGCCGUCAUGUGCACCGCCUGCUGGCUACCGCUCUACUGGAUCAUGCUGUCCCAGACGGGCGGCCCGACGCACAUGCCGCAUCACCUGGACGUCGCCGUCGACACGGGCGGCAGCGUCGCCGUCGCCUACGUGCUCGGCUACACCGACAUGUGCAUCAACCCGCUCAUCUACUUCCUACUGAUGCCGGCCUUCCGCGGAGAGUUCGCUCGCGCGCUCACCGUGCGCUGCAAGAAGACGGUGCUCAUGAAGAAGCAGAAGGAAGACGACCAGAUGGAGACGAGCAGCCUCAACCGCGCCACCAUUGAGCUGUGA